This is a messenger RNA of Penicillium samsonianum, 1098 nucleotides long. RefSeq names its product glutathione-independent formaldehyde dehydrogenase. The coding region runs from base 1 to 1098 and encodes 365 amino acids. Lineage: Eukaryota; Fungi; Ascomycota; Eurotiomycetes; Eurotiales; Aspergillaceae. The record is from RefSeq and is a predicted model, not a curated record. The transcript has 11 exons. Gene Ontology annotation, molecular function: oxidoreductase activity; zinc ion binding.
AUGGCAACAACAACUAUGAAAGCGCUGAACUAUAUUGGACCUUACCAGGUUCGGGUUGAAGAAGUCGAAAAGCCGAGAAUGGAACAUCCUGAUGAUAUUAUCGUGAAGGUGACUACAGCUGCCAUUUGCGGUUCGGACUUGCAUAUGUACGAAGGGAGAACAGCCGCCGAGCCAGGGAUUACGUUCGGUCACGAGAACAUGGGAAUCGUGGAAGAAUUGGGUGAGGGAGUUACACUGUUGAAAAAAGGAGAUCGUGUCGUUAUGCCCUUCAACGUCGCCGAUGGUCGGUGUCGAAACUGCGAGGAAGGGAGAACUGCAUUCUGCACCGGUGUCAACCCUGGCUUUGCUGGCGGUGCCUACGGAUAUGUCGCAAUGGGUCCCUACCGCGGAGGCCAGGCACAGUACAUCCGCGUCCCGUAUGCCGAUUUCAAUGCUCUUAAGUUGCCUCCGGGUAAAGAGCAUGAAGCAGACUUCGUUCUUCUAGCUGAUAUCUUCCCAACCGGCUGGCAUGGUGUGGAAAUUUCCGGAUUCCAAGCAGGUGAAAGUAUUGCAGUAUUCGGUGCUGGUCCUGUCGGACUGAUGGCCGCAUACUCUGCUGCUCUACGAGGAGCGUCUAACAUUUACGUUGUUGAUCGCGGAGACGCUGUCGAUCAAAUAAUCAGUCACAACGGGGAUAUGGUUGAUCGCUCGGUGGAUGCCGUUGGAUACCAGGCUGUCGACUCCAACGGUUCUGCUGAAAAGGCAAAUAUUGUUCUUGAAAACAUGAUUCGCGUCACACGGGCUUGUGGUGGGAUGGGAAUCCCUGGAUUAUACGUUCCUAGCGAUCCUGGUGCAGCCGACGCCGCCACUGCGAAUGGAAUGAUCAGCCUUAGCUUUGGAAAGUUGUUUGAAAAGGGUCUUUCCCUUGGUACCGGGCAAUGUAAUGUCAAGUCCUAUAACCGAUACCUUCGAGACAUGAUUAUUGCUGGCAAAGCAAAGCCCAGCUUUGUGAUCUCGCAUGCGAUUGCACUUGCAGAUGCCGAGACUGCUUAUGAGAAAUUUGACAAAAGGGAGGAUGGGUACACAAAAGUGAUCAUCCACCCGAAUGGUGGGUUCUAA